CUUCUUUCUCGAGUUCUUUCUUCCGGCAGCUUAGCUGAACUUGGUUUGGUUCAGCUCUGGCCAGUCCCGAUUGUGCACCUUGCCGGAUCGGACCCUGAAGGACGGUAGCUUUUUUCCCGCUCUUCUCCACUACCCCCGCACACACGCACUCUCCCCCACACCUCACAUACACCCCCUGCUGUAACCAGUAUUCGUGCUCUCCUCUCCCUCGCCUUUUUCAUUCUUAUCCUCCCCAACUCACUCGCUCACCUCCCUCCUCGACAGCUUGGGAACUCUCGUCUCGGCCAUGUCUCAAAAAACUAGCCAUCUCCCUUUACUUCCACCCCCAACAAUCCCCCAGUCGCCGACUGCAUCGUCCGCUGCGUCACGAAGUUCACGUACGUUUUCAAAAAUCAAGUUUGGACUCCUUGCGGGUGUGCUAGCAGUAUCCACGGUUUGGGCCUACUCGCGCUUGGUAGGGGGGUGUAAUCACGGAGGGGCGCUCAGGUUCGGGAGCGACGAGUGGGAGGAUGACUAUACGGGAGUGAGUGAGGGGAUGUCAGGGCGAUUGGGGUAUACCCUCGUUAAGGAUAUUCCCACCGGGAGUAUUCCUGGCCGCGGGAAGAGGGGAGUUAAGAAGGGGGAGGGAGAUGAUAAGAGGUUGAUUAUUGUUGGAGAUAUACAUGGGAUGUUUGAUGAAUGUUUGAUUCCCCCCCCCUUCACCCGCCUCCUGAAUUUUCUGAGCUUGGGUUGGCUGACCGCGCGGCAUAUAGUCAGGGGUCUCCUUGACAAAAUUUCUUACGAUUCUGACUCGGACUACUUGGUCCUCGCCGGAGACAUUAUUUCCAAGGGCCCAGAUAGCCUCGCGGUUCUAGACUUGGCCAGGAAGAUUGGUGCGCAUUGUGUGAGGGGUAAUCAUGAGGACAGGAUUUUGCUGCACUAUCAUGAUAUCCAGAGACGGAAGCGGAAGCAUCAUCGGGCAUCCGAAGUUGAACCCGAGUCGCCACCUGAGUCUGAAGAGGAGGAUGAGGAUGAAUUCGGAAAUAUGGAGCUCGAGGUGGGCGAGAAAGAGUCUCGAAGUCUGAAUGUGGAGAGGAAAUUGGCAAAAUCUUUGUCCAAAAAGCAGGCUGAGUGGUUGGAUGCUUGCCCGCUUGUGGUUCGGGCCGAGAAGGUUCCUGGACUUGGACGGUAUUAUAUUGUGCAUGCUGGGUUGGUGCAUGGCAUUGAGCUUAAGAGUCAGGUAUCAGCUAUAUUUCCUGUUGGAUUACUCUGAGGAUUGUGCUGAUUGGAUCUGCAGGACCCCUUGGCGAUAAUGACCAUGAGAACCCUCAACCGCCAUCUCGCCCCGUCGCCAAAGCAGGGCGGAAUGCACUGGGCGAAGUACUGGAACAAAAUGGAGAGGAGGAAAGCUCACGGCCAUACCACCGUAGUGUUCGUCCUCUCUUUAUUUCCCCGCGUUGUUUCGCUAGGGCGCUGACAUUGUGAAUAGCUACGGCCACUAUGCAGCCGAAGGGCUCGACAUCCGCCGCCACACAAAGGGUCUCGACAGCAACUGUGUUCGUGGGGGGAGACUGUCCGCGUACAUCCUCGAAGCGAAUAAAGGGGGAAGAGUAGAAGAGGAUAUUGUUAGCGUGAAGUGCAGAAAUUACCUUGACUAGAGCUGUCCUGCUUUUCCUUAGACUAGACUGGACUUGUCUUGUCUGUUGUAUAGAUUUGAUACCCUUUCCUUUUGUUCUCCCUUUAUCCUUCUCCUUGAGUAUUUCAUAUGGUGGAUUGGGGAUUAUAUCGUUUGGUCUUCCCGUCUUCACUUUCCUUUUUCACAUUUUUCUGAUGUUAUCAUGUACUCAUGGAUGUGGUUGGCGUUCUCCCCCCCCCCCUUCAUUUCUAAUACAACGUCAUGGGAUGGUUGGCUCGGUUUGGCAUUGGGGAGGUUUUGUUACGACGGUCGUAACAAAACCUCCCUAUUUUUUAGUCUCUUUUUUUUCCUUGUUUAUCUGGUCCGGUUGAGUUUUGGGGGGAGAGAGGGUAACGCCUGAUGCGGUGCCGAUACCAUAUUUUUUUCGCUCCUAGCUGGGGAUGCUGUUUACUGCCGGUACUGGUGUGGUGAUUUAGAAGGGGGACGGAUGAGCUCAGUAGGAUAGGUCGCGAUACUAUAAUGAAUUUCUUGCAAUUA
Molecule: messenger RNA, 2152 nt
Organism: Tuber aestivum (summer truffle)
Lineage: Eukaryota; Fungi; Ascomycota; Pezizomycetes; Pezizales; Tuberaceae
Source: the annotation of a GenBank genome assembly